UACAGCAUAAAAUUUGAGAUUUGAUUAGAAAUUACUUCUAUUAACGUCAACUUCUUCCGAAAAAAAAAAGGAAAAAGAAAAGAAAACCUUCAAUAAUGGCUGCUAACCUUCACCACCAACCCCUGCAAUCCACAUCAUCUUUCACUUCCUUUACCAAUUUCCCCCAAUUCGAUUUCUCAAUUAGGGUUUCCACAUCUUCGAUUCUCCUUUCUUCUCGUAAUUUGCCACCUCGUUAGUCUUUAUUUUUGAUUAGUUUUGUUAUAUUUUCGAUUUGACGGUUUUCAACGAGCUUUAAACCCUAAGAUUUGGUCGUUUGUGGUCAAAUCGAGUUUGAUCAAUUCAAUUGUUGUUUGUUGUGCAAAUUCAACUGUUUUUCGACGCAUUAGAAAAGCAGAAUUCAGUGUUUUCGAUUUGAGUUUUGUGUUGAAAAGAUAAAUUGAGGAAAAAUAUGAGGAAUUCAAAGAGGAAGAAGAAGAGAGCGCAGCAAAGUAGUAAUGUUUCUGAAAACACCAAAAUUAAUGGUGAAAGUGAGCAACAAAAGAUGAUAAAUAGUUUGGUGGAAGUAUUUUCAUAUGCUACAAUUGAAGAAGUGGAAGCAGUUUUUAAGGAGGUAAACGGUGAUCCAAACAAAGCAGCUGAGAUUUUAAGUGGUUUACCUGAUAAUUCUGAGGCUUUUCAAGCUAGUUGUUCGAGUUCGAAUAAAAGUUUUGGAUUGGAUUCUAAUUCUUCUGAGGGUUUUGUGGAAUCAAACAGUUCUUCUGAUAGCUUUAGUAGUAGGAGUUCCAGGGGGAAUAGAGGGAGGAAGUUGGUGGCAACUACCGGAACUGUUUCGACUCUUAUAGGGAAAGAUUAUGUACCUUCGAGUUCGAGGAAGGAGGCGGUGAAGGAAAAAGGAUAUGGUGGUGCCAAGGUUAAUGUAGAGGAGGCAGAGCAAUUUCUCUGCUCUAUGCUUGGAGAUGACUGUGAACUCAGCAUGGGUGUUGUUAGAGAUGUGCUAUGUAGCUGUGGAUUUGAUGUUGAAAAGGCGUUAGAAGUGUUGCUUGAUUUAUCUGCUCCUCAAUGUGAAUCAUCUGGGAGUGAUAAGUACUCUAGCUCUGGUUCAAGCAAUGCCGAAUAUCCGAGAAAUAUAGAUUUUAUUGACGAUUUUUGGCAGCUGAGUGAUAAGGGCUAUGAUACGAAUUCAUAUUCCUCUGAAAGUGACGUUCCCGACAAUGUACGGCUGCUUGACUUUAAUGGCAGGAGUUAUGCAGAAGCUCUAGUUUCCUCGUCUGAUUCUUCAAGUAAGCCGACUGCAGCAAGUCUUAGAACUGAUGGGUCUGAGCUGCCACAACAAGUUUUAGAAUCUUUAUUCAAUAUCCCUAAGAGUUCGAAGCACGAUCCAGGUGCCAUGAGCUGGAGGAAUGUUGUGAAGCAAUUGGAGUCUUUUGCACAGAAGCGAGUCCAACUUGUUCCUUCUGGAUUUAUUGCACAGGAGUUGAAGACCCAAGGCAAGGAGUAUCAGGUGUUUAGGGAAACAGCACGACAGCAAUGGGAUAAAAUGAGAACCUGCUACCAACAGGCUGCUACUGCAUAUUCCAGUGGAGAAAAGAACUAUGCUACUCACAUGUCUGAGCAGGGUAAAUUGUACAGAAAAAUGGCUCAAGAAGCAGAUGAAAAAGCAAGCAUGCAAAUUUUUAAGGCCAGGAACAAGGCGAUAGAAAAUGUUUUGACAAUUGAUUUGCAUGGGCAACACGUCAAACCAGCCAUGAGGCUUGUAAAGCUUCAUCUUUUAUUUGGAACAUACAUUUCAUCUGUGCAAUAUUUGCGGAUAAUUACAGGAUGCGGGUCUAGUGGUCUUGGGAAGUCGAUGCUCAAACAGUCGGUAGUGAACCUUCUAAAGAAUGAAGGAAUUGAGUGGAGGGAAGAGAACCAGGGAACAGUGCUCAUUAGACUUGAUGAACCGAAAGAAUUCAGCUUCCUCGAUUCUGGAAGUGACGGUGAUUCUGAUUAAGAGUUGAAAGCACUCGAUAUCCAGAGCAAAGUUGUAAAAAAAACUAACUGUAGCCUUCUGCAAGACUUUAUAGGAUUGAUUCAUCUGCAGCAAUUUUGUAGAUGUUCUACUGACUUAAAACUUGUAUUUAUUGUUUGGGAUGGCAGGAAAAUAGAAGUAGGAUUAGCCUUAGGCGAGUCUAAUACAGCAUACUUCGGUUGAGAGGACUAUUUUCCAGGCUAUCCAGCAUUUGCUAUUCUUGUGUAAAUUUAUCAGAUCAAUGUCAAUACAUUUUCCAAUCAGUCAUUCA
This is a messenger RNA of Beta vulgaris subsp. vulgaris (sugar beet), 2279 nucleotides long. RefSeq lists its product as hypothetical. Bases 449 to 1990 code for a protein of 513 amino acids. The record is from RefSeq and is a predicted model, not a curated record. The transcript has 11 exons. NCBI's taxonomy places the organism in Eukaryota, Viridiplantae, Streptophyta, Magnoliopsida, Caryophyllales, Amaranthaceae.